Molecule: messenger RNA, 3960 nt
Organism: Rhinolophus ferrumequinum (greater horseshoe bat)
Lineage: Eukaryota; Metazoa; Chordata; Mammalia; Chiroptera; Rhinolophidae
Gene: SATB1
Product: SATB homeobox 1
Biological process (GO): chromatin remodeling; regulation of transcription by RNA polymerase II
Molecular function (GO): RNA polymerase II cis-regulatory region sequence-specific DNA binding; DNA-binding transcription factor activity, RNA polymerase II-specific
Source: RefSeq, a predicted model, not a curated record
CCUCCCCCCAAACCCUCUCUCUCUCCCUCCUCCACUCACUCGGCUCCCCAGACGCUCGCAGCCCCGCGUCAAUGGGUAGGGAGAGGGUCCUCGGGGCUGUCGUCAGCGAGGGCCGAAUCAAAAGUGGCAUUUUAGUGCUUUUCUGGGGCUUUUUUUGCGACCUUCUGCCCCCCACCCUCGCUGUCCCCCGGUAGAUGCCCUCGUUGGGGGUGCGAGGCUGUGGGAAGAAAGUUUAAGGUUUGUUAAUAUUAGUCGCAAUUGUUGGGGAGGGCGGUGGGGGCGAUUGGAAGGGAGGAGAGGUGGCCUUCCCCUCUCUGCGUUCUCUUGGGGUUCUUGGAGAAUAAUAUUGCAAGUGACAGCCAGAAGUAGACUUUCUGUCCUCCCACCGAAGAACCAGAGCGAGCUGAGGGAGGGAGGGAAGUCUUUUUCCUUUCUGGAGACCUUGUCCGCAGUGAUUUUUUUUUUUUUCUUUUUAAGAGAAUCCUCAGUCACUACCUGGCCUGCCCAGCACCACGACAGUGUAUAAGCUCAUAACGGGUUUUGCUUUGUUUUUACGAUUUCCCCCCCAACGAAUCACUUGUCAGAUCAAUUUUAUCUUCGCCCUCCUCCCUACGUCCCACUCUCCCCUCCUCCCCCAUCGAAAACCCGUUCUCUGAGGUUAGACAUUUUAGAAACCAUAUAUGUUGUUUUUCGAAUUGUGAUUUUUUUUUUUAACAGCCCCCACCCCACCCCAUGGCUACUCUUGUAGACGUUUAUUUCUGCCCUUCCCCCGCUUAGGGGGGCGGGGGUAGGGGAAGAGAAAAUAAUACAAUUUCAGGGGAAGUCGCCUUCAGGUCUGCUGCCUUUUUUUUUUUUUUUAAUUUUAAAAAAAGACAGAAAACAUCAGUCUUGAACUUCUCUUCAAGAACCCGGGCUGCAAAGGAAAUCUCCUUUGUUUUUGUUAUUUAUAUGCUGUCAAGUUUUGAAGUGGUGAUCUUUAGAGGGUAACUGAGUAUGGAUCAUUUGAACGAGGCAACUCAGGGGAAAGAACAUUCAGAAAUGUCUAACAAUGUGAGCGAUCCGAAGGGUCCACCAGCCAAGAUUGCCCGCCUGGAGCAGAACGGGAGCCCGCUAGGAAGAGGAAGGCUUGGGAGUACAGGUGCAAAAAUGCAGGGAGUGCCUUUAAAACAUUCGGGCCAUCUGAUGAAAACCAACCUUAGGAAAGGAACCAUGCUACCAGUUUUUUGCGUGGUGGAACAUUAUGAAAACGCCAUUGAAUAUGAUUGCAAGGAGGAGCAUGCGGAAUUUGUGUUGGUGAGAAAGGAUAUGCUUUUCAACCAGCUGAUCGAAAUGGCAUUGCUGUCUCUGGGUUAUUCGCAUAGCUCUGCUGCCCAGGCCAAAGGGCUAAUCCAGGUUGGAAAGUGGAAUCCAGUUCCACUGUCUUACGUGACAGAUGCCCCUGAUGCUACGGUAGCAGAUAUGCUUCAAGACGUGUAUCAUGUGGUCACAUUGAAAAUUCAGUUACACAGUUGCCCCAAACUAGAAGACUUGCCUCCUGAACAAUGGUCGCACACCACAGUAAGGAAUGCUCUGAAGGACUUACUGAAAGAUAUGAAUCAGAGUUCGUUGGCCAAGGAGUGUCCCCUUUCACAGAGUAUGAUUUCUUCCAUUGUGAACAGCACUUACUAUGCAAAUGUCUCAGCAGCAAAAUGUCAAGAAUUUGGAAGGUGGUACAAACAUUUCAAGAAGACAAAAGAUAUGAUGGUUGAGAUGGAUAGUCUUUCUGAACUUUCCCAGCAAGGUGCCAACCAUGUCAACUUUGGCCCGCAGCCGGUCCCAGGGAACACAGCCGAGCAGCCUCCAUCCCCUGCGCAGCUCUCCCAUGGCAGCCAGCCCUCUGUCCGGACCCUCUUCUCAAAUCUGCACCCUGGGCUUGUGUCAACGCCCAUCAGUCCUCAAUUGGUCAACCAGCAGCUGGUGAUGGCUCAGCUGCACCAGCAGUAUGCAGUGAAUAGACUUUUAGCCCAGCAGUCCUUAAACCAACAAUACUUGAACCACCCUCCCCCUGUCAGUAGAUCUAUGAAUAAGCCUUUGGAGCAACAGGUUUCAACCAACACAGAGGUGUCUCCCGAAAUCUACCAGUGGGUACGUGAUGAACUGAAACGAGCAGGAAUCUCCCAGGCAGUAUUUGCACGUGUGGCUUUUAACAGAACUCAGGGCUUGCUUUCAGAAAUUCUUCGAAAGGAAGAGGACCCCAAGACUGCAUCCCAGUCUUUGCUGGUAAACCUUCGGGCUAUGCAGAAUUUCUUGCAGUUACCGGAGGCUGAACGAGAUCGCAUUUACCAGGAUGAAAGGGAAAGGAGCUUGAAUGCUGCCUCGGCUAUGGGUCCUGCCCCCCUGAUAAGCACACCACCCAGCCGCCCUCCCCAGGUGAAAACAGCUACUGUUGCCACUGAGAGGAAUGGGAAAGCAGAGAACAAUACCAUGAACAUUAAUGCUUCCAUUUACGAUGAGAUUCAGCAGGAAAUGAAGCGCGCUAAAGUGUCCCAAGCACUAUUUGCAAAGGUUGCAGCAACCAAAAGCCAGGGGUGGUUGUGUGAGCUGUUACGUUGGAAAGAAGAUCCUUCUCCAGAAAACAGGACCCUGUGGGAGAACCUCUCCAUGAUCCGAAGGUUCCUCAGCCUUCCGCAGCCGGAACGUGACGCCAUAUAUGAGCAGGAGAGCAAUGCGGUGCAUCACCAUGGUGACAGGCCGCCCCACAUCAUCCAUGUUCCAGCAGAGCAGAUUCAGAGCCCCUCUCCCACCACCCUUGGAAAAGGAGAGUCUAGAGGCGUUUUCUUACCAGGCCUGCUGACCCCUGCACCAUGGCUCGGUGCUGCUCCUCAGCAGCAGCCGCCUCAGCCGCAGCAGCAGCCGGGCCCCCCGACCCCGCAGCCGCAGGCACAGCAGCCGGCAGGCCCCCGGCUCCCCCCGCGGCAGCCCACCGUGGCCUCGCCCGCCGAGGCUGAGGACGACAACCGCCAAAAGCCACGGCCGCGAACGAAGAUUUCCGUGGAGGCCCUGGGAAUCCUCCAGAGUUUCAUCCAAGACGUAGGCCUGUACCCGGAUGAAGAGGCCAUCCAGACUCUGUCUGCCCAACUUGACCUUCCCAAGUACACCAUCAUCAAGUUCUUUCAGAACCAGCGGUAUUAUCUCAAGCACCACGGCAAGCUGAAGGACAACUCCGGGCUAGAGGUGGAUGUGGCCGAAUACAAAGAAGAGGAGUUGCUUAAGGAUUUAGAAGAGAGUGUCCAGGAUAAAAAUGCUAACACCCUUUUCUCGGUGAAACUAGAAGACGAGCUAGCAGUGGAAGGGAACACAGACAUUAACUCGGACUUGAAAGACUGAACUAGAAGUAUUUUUUUCAUUCAACAGUGCCACUGGUAUUUACAACAAAAUGAAAAGUCCACCUGUAUUCUCUCAGAAAAACCUGUGUUGUUCAUGGUUUGGCCAAUGAAUCUUCAGAAACUUGCACAAACAGGAAAGUUAAGAAAGAUAGUACAGACUGCACUAAAUGUUUUACUCUGUUUUACAAACUGCUUGGCAGCCCCAGGUGAAGCAUCGAGGAUUGUUUGGUAUUAAAAAUUCAAAUUUCUGUUCAUGGGAUGCACCCAGGUGUGUACCCCAUAAGCAUGAUACCAGUGAUUUUUUUUUUUUAAUUAUUAUUAUUCUGGAGCCUCAAACAAGCAUUAUAACUUCUGUGAUUAUUUCCUUCCUUUAAUUAUUUCUGUAACACUCCACACUGAUCUUGGAAACUCGCCCCUUAUUUUAAAAAGAAAAAAGAAAAAAAAGAGUUUGUUACUCUAUGUAUGUUACAAAAGAACUAUAGACUGUGGAAUGCAGUUUAAAGAUGACAUAUGCCAACAAAUGCCUUGUAUUAUAUGGCACUGCCGUAAUUCAAAUUUGUUUUUAUUUUGGAAAUAAAAGUUCACUGUAAUUUUU